AUGUCGUUGCAGAACAAAGACUCGAGCUUCACGUACGUGCACAUGCACCGCGCCAGCGACGCCGAGCUUUUUGAAGACUUUUGCCGCGACAGGCUGCCCGCCGACGAGAUUUACGUGCCGCCGCAGCACCAGCCCAUCAACCCGGAGGACGAGGACGACGUGGUGCCGGACCAGCACGCCGCGUUUGGCAUCCAGCGCGCGACACAGCGCGUCAACGAGCCGGCGUGGAAGGACCUGGGCUUGGCGUCGCUGAUGGAUAAAGGUCCGGAUGCGAGCGGGAAGAGGAAUAGCGGCAAAGGUGCCAUGGGAGUUAGGAACCUUCCGCGCUAG
Messenger RNA from Beauveria bassiana ARSEF 2860, 330 nucleotides. RefSeq names its product Apc13 domain protein. NCBI's taxonomy places the organism in Eukaryota, Fungi, Ascomycota, Sordariomycetes, Hypocreales, Cordycipitaceae. The record is from RefSeq and is a predicted model, not a curated record. Bases 1 to 330 code for a protein of 109 amino acids. Gene Ontology annotation, biological process: positive regulation of mitotic metaphase/anaphase transition. The transcript has a single exon. Gene Ontology annotation, cellular component: anaphase-promoting complex.